AUGCUCAAUCUGGACCAAGCGAUCAGCAAGCUGCGUUCCUGCGAACACCUGCCGGAGUCAGAGCUCAAGAGCCUAUGCGAGCUGGUCCGGAGUAUCCUAGUCGAAGAGCCCAACAUCCAACCCGUACGAUCACCCGUGACCGUCUGCGGCGAUAUCCAUGGCCAGCUAUGGGACAUGAUCGAGAUGUUCAGAGUCGGCGGGCAACCGGGGCUGACGAAUUACAUACUCAUGGGCGAUUUCGUCGACCGCGGCCAUUUCUCUCUCGAGACCUUCUCGUUACUCUUGGCUUACAAGGCUCGCUAUCCCGAUCGGGUCACCCUUCUCCGAGGCAAUCAUGAAUCCCGAUCGAUCACCCAGGUUUACGGCUUCUAUGAUGAGUGUCAACGGAAAUAUGGCAACGCCAACGUAUGGAAAGCUUGUUGUGCGGUAUUCGACUGUCUCAACCUAGCUGCUAUAAUCGAUUCAACUAUCCUGUGUGUCCAUGGAGGUCUCUCACCUGAGAUCCGCACCUUGGAUCAGAUACGGGUGUUGAGUCGAGCCCAAGAGAUCCCCCACUCUGGCGCGUUUUGUGAUUUGAUGUGGUCUGACCCUGAUGAUGUUGAGGGAGGUACUUGGUCGGUUUCGCCACGAGGAGCUGGAUGGCUAUUCGGCUCCGCUGUUGCGGGCGAGUUUAACCAUAUUAACUCACUGAGCUUGAUCGCCCGAGCCCACCAACUAGUACAGGAAGGAUACAAGUACAUGUUCCCCCCCGAGAACAAUCUCGUCACCGUCUGGUCGGCCCCCAAUUACUGUUAUCGUUGCGGAAACGUGGCCAGUGUGAUGUGUGUUAAAGAGAAUACAUUGGUCGACCCCGAGGAAAGCUUCAAGAUCUUCUCGGCUGUUCCAAAUCAAACCCGCAUUCCUCCCGAUAAAUCCGGCACCUCUCAAUACUUUUUGUAG
Molecule: messenger RNA, 939 nt
Organism: Puccinia triticina
Lineage: Eukaryota; Fungi; Basidiomycota; Pucciniomycetes; Pucciniales; Pucciniaceae
Exons: 9
Coding region: 1-939 (312 amino acids)
Biological process (GO): G1/S transition of mitotic cell cycle; peptidyl-serine dephosphorylation
Cellular component (GO): cytoplasm
Molecular function (GO): protein serine/threonine phosphatase activity
Source: RefSeq, a predicted model, not a curated record